GACGAUAAGUACCGCGAUAGAAGAUAAACGAUGGCUCAAGGAUAGACGCUCAUACAGAGUGACGAAGCAGGCUCAGGAGCAGGGCCAUGGCGAGUGUUGUAUGUUUCAAUUCAAUUCCUCAGGCUAAUGUGUAUUCCUCCUAUCUACAUGGACAUGGACACUUAGUGCCCUCUUGUUGCUCCAAAUCCCCAAUUAGAAUUGGGACUCCACGGGGAAUGGGUGGGAAAGUCCAUCGAUCUCUCAAGGCCACCAAUUCUCUGCAGCGCAUUGUGGAGACACCGAGGGAUGAGGGCGCAGCACCAGCACACGAGUGGGGAAACAAAAACACAAGUUCCUUCAUAAUAAUUCCAGUUUGGGCAUUGCUUACUUCUCCUCCAGCAUUGGCUUUAACCAAGUACACCGACCAAGAGUGGGUUCAGAUAGCGAUAACAUCUGCAAUUGUCCUCUUCGCCUAUAUCAUUGUGGUGCCUCUUAUCAUAUUCAACUACUUGAGAUUGCGGUGGUUCAAGCGAAACCUGCCUGAAACAAUUUUUCAGUUCUUGCUCGUCUUCCUGUUUUUCCCAGGGAUGUUGUUGUUGGCACCAUUCAUUAAUUUUCGCCCAUUUCCAAAAGACCCGACAAUGAAGGAACCUUGGUCAUAGUCACUCUCAUUGUAUAUAAAUCUAGCUAUGAACUUUUUGGGGGUGUUAUUAACACCAAAUCUCUGAUAUCUAUCAUUAUUUAUCAUGUGCUCUUACAAUAACAGUAUAAUUAAUUAGAAUUAAAUUUUGUAUGUAUAAUUAGGUUGCAAAAAUAAUGUGGAUGAAUUUCUAUUCAAAUCUAUUUUUUUGGGGUGAUAUUAGUAAAAUUAGUUAUAUUGUAAAAUAUGAAUAAUGAUUGUUAAUUUAAAUAUUAUGAAAAUUAUUAUUAUUAUUAUU
Cryptomeria japonica (Japanese cedar) is the source of this 917-nucleotide messenger RNA. RefSeq lists its product as uncharacterized. The record is from RefSeq and is a predicted model, not a curated record. Bases 87 to 641 code for a protein of 184 amino acids. Lineage: Eukaryota; Viridiplantae; Streptophyta; Pinopsida; Cupressales; Cupressaceae. Gene Ontology annotation, molecular function: oxidoreductase activity, acting on NAD(P)H, quinone or similar compound as acceptor. The transcript has 5 exons.